Plasmodium yoelii is the source of this 903-nucleotide messenger RNA. RefSeq lists its product as uncharacterized. Bases 1 to 903 code for a protein of 300 amino acids. The record is from RefSeq and is a predicted model, not a curated record. NCBI's taxonomy places the organism in Eukaryota, Apicomplexa, Aconoidasida, Haemosporida, Plasmodiidae. The transcript is spliced from 3 exons.
AUGAAUGUCGAAGUGUGUAAAAGGUUCAAGAAUGUAUGGGAGGAUUUUCCCGAUAAAUUAGACGGUGAUGAAAAAUACCAAUUUAAUGAUGAUAAUUUUUUCAAAGAGUAUUGUAAUAAUAAGUGUUCUAGUUAUAUCGAUAAAAUAAAUGUUGGAUUUUUAUAUUUGUUUGAUGGAUUCUUUAAGAAUUCUUCUGUGUUUGAGUCUGUUGCAAAAAGUAACAUCAAUAUUGUUGAAUACAUUAUGAUAUGGUUAAGUUAUAUGUUUAACCUAAAGAAAGAUAACAGCAUUAACACUAUAGAUAUGUUUUAUAAUAAUUAUAUAGAUAAUGCUAAGUAUAAAAAUUCUAUAGACGAUGUUGGUGAUUAUAAUAGUUAUGAUGAUCUUAUAAAUAAAAAAAAAUUGAUGAAAAUGAAUAUUAAAGAUAUAUCUAAAUUUUAUGAUCCAUUUAAAUUAUUAUGUGAAAUGUAUACUGAAUUUGAUGAAAAUAAGGAAGAUUGCGCAAACUGUUCGGAAAAAGCUGAUAAAUUUGUUAAACAAUAUGAAAAACUUUACGAGGAUUAUAAUAGCACUGGAGAAGAUUCAUAUAAACAAGUAUUGUGUACUUUAUCAAAUGAUUAUGAUAAUUUUAAAAAGAAAUGUAGCGAUAGUUCAUCGCUUCCAACGAUAGAAAAAGAAAAAAUUCCUUCAAUAUGUCCUAAACAAAUUUAUGGACAUAUUUCUGAAGUUACAUCAAGUUCGUCGAUAGCAAGCAAAUUAAUUCCGGUUUUAUCGAUAUUUGGUGCAAUAGCAAUUUUCUUGGGAAUUGCUUAUAAGUAUUCGUUAUUUGAAUUUCGGAAAAGAGAUCAAAAACUACAUUUAAGAGAAAAAAUAAAAAAUAUAAAGAAGAGAAUGAAUCAUUAA